Symsagittifera roscoffensis is the source of this 1613-nucleotide messenger RNA. RefSeq names its product ruvB-like 2. NCBI's taxonomy places the organism in Eukaryota, Metazoa, Xenacoelomorpha, Acoela, Convolutidae. The transcript is spliced from 9 exons. Gene Ontology annotation, biological process: regulation of transcription by RNA polymerase II; box C/D snoRNP assembly; chromatin remodeling. Gene Ontology annotation, molecular function: DNA helicase activity; ATP hydrolysis activity; ATP binding. The record is from RefSeq and is a predicted model, not a curated record. Gene Ontology annotation, cellular component: R2TP complex; NuA4 histone acetyltransferase complex; Swr1 complex. The coding region runs from base 40 to 1434 and encodes 464 amino acids.
CUUAUUAAAUAGAUUUUCUUGCCUUGCCUCGAUUCAGCAAUGAUCCAAACUCCAGCUUCAAAUAAAGUGGCAGAAGUCAGAGAAGUGACUCGAAUAGAACGUAUAGGUGCACAUUCGCACAUACGAGGGUUGGGUCUAGAUGAUACUCUUGAAGCGCGCAAAGUGUCGCAAGGUAUGGUGGGACAAGCUGCAGCCAGAAGAGCCGCCGGAGUGAUUUUACAAAUGAUCAAAGACGGGAAAAUAGCCGGAAGAGCAGUAUUAUUAGCAGGACAACCUGGCACUGGGAAAACGGCCAUCGCCAUGGGUAUGGCUCAAGCACUUGGCCAGGACACGCCUUUUACUGCAAUGGCUGGAAGUGAGAUCUUUUCUCUUGAAAUGAGCAAGACAGAGGCUUUGACACAGGCUUUCCGAAAGUCCAUUGGAAUCCGAAUUAAGGAAGAAACCGAGAUGAUCGAGGGAGAAGUUGUGGAAAUUCAAGUUGAUCGCCCGGCAACAGGCCAAGGCAGUAAAAGUGGCAAGCUCACUCUAAAAACGACAGACAUGGAAACUAUUUACGACUUGGGAGUGAAAAUGAUUGAAUCGAUAACGAAAGAAAAAGUUCAAGCUGGAGAUAUUAUAACAAUUGAUAAAGCCACGGGAAAAAUAUCCAGGCUAGGUCGCUCUUUCACGCGAGCCAGGGAUUACGAUGCAAUGGGAAGCCAGACUAAGUUCGUGCAAUGUCCAGAAGGUGAGCUGCAGAAACGCAAGGAAGUUGUUCACACUGUCUCACUCCAUGAGAUAGAUGUGAUAAACAGUAGAAGUCAGGGUUUUUUGGCACUGUUUUCCGGAGACACUGGAGAAAUCAAACCGGAAGUGCGUGAUCAGAUAAAUGCCAAAGUGGCUGAGUGGAGAGAAGAAGGCAAAGCUGAUAUUGUACCUGGUGUUUUGUUCAUUGACGAGGUGCACAUGCUGGACAUUGAGUGCUUCUCAUUUCUAAAUCGUGCAUUAGAAAGUGACAUGUCACCUGUUUUAAUCAUGGCCACAAACAGAGGAAUCACAAAAAUCCGAGGAACUAGCUAUAAAAGUCCUCAUGGGAUCCCAAUUGAUUUACUGGACAGACUGUUGAUUGUGGCCACCACUCCUUAUUCAGAAGCUGAACUGAAGCAGAUUCUGGUCAUUCGCUGUGAAGAGGAAGACGUUGAGAUAAGUGAUGAUGCGGUUGAGAUUCUGACCAAGAUUGCCCAAGAAGCUUCUCUCCGAUAUGCAAUACAACUCAUUACUACUGCCAACUUAGUCUGCAGAAAAAGAAAGGGAACAGAAGUGAGUAUUGAAGACAUCAAGCGGGUCUACUCUCUCUUUAUUGACGAGGCCAGGUCCACCGAGUUCCUCAAGGAAUACCACAAGGAAUUCAUGUUCAACGAAGACGAAGGUGACGCUAAUAUGGAAACGAAUUGAAAGUAUUGUGAUCUGGCAAAGGAACCCACAGCUACUGGACAAACCACGUCUUCCGCGCACCUUUUAUGAUCAUCUCAUGGCUCUAUGUUCAUUCUAGAAAUAGCAGUGCCCAUCGGUGUACAUAGCAAAAUUUGUACUUGUUUUGUUUUCUUUUCACUGAAAUACAUAUCUAUUUGAGA